GUCGGACCCAAAAAAUCACCAUACAUCAUUCAACACCUCGCUAGCAUAGCGAGUAAUCCUAUGGCUCGUAAAAUUCAUCAAUCUCGAGGAACCAUCAAGGACUAUCGAACUGGAGAAAGUUCCGCUCAACGGCAGAAUUCUGGUUAAGACUGCUGCUCUCUUUCGAUCCACGCAAGGGCUACACGAUCUGCGCAGUGGAUCCGCCAUCCUAUGUUUCAAGCUCGCAUAUACUGUAGAUGACUGGCAUUGGCAUCGGUGCCAUAAACUCGUCUGCAAAUCUAACGACGUACAUAAUUUGGCGACUACGUUUCCCUUCACCAAGACAACAUUGUAAUCUCGUCCCAGAAAUGAUGCGAGAGACGUCGAUCAACGACCCACUCCCGAACAUCGCCUGGCAAUGUCAGUCGCACCACCAGGGAUGACUAGUGAAUUGGACGAUUGAGUUGUCGAAUCUCCAGGCCUGACGCGGCUGUCCGUCCUAGGCCAGACGGCAUUUUGCGUCCGGAGGGCAUGCUCCCAUGGCAAGCCGGGUCAAUUCAACUUCCUCUAUAUCGGGGGUCGGUUCAGCCGGGUCUCUAAUCGUACAGCUCGCAAAGCACGACCGCCUGGAGGUUAACGUCCCCGCUGUUGCAGACCGCAAGGUUCUGUUCGCUCAGAGAUGCUGGCGUCCCGUUCAACUGCAAUAUGACGGACGUCAGGACUGGGUAGAACGAUGUAGGAGGGAUGAACAAGUGUCUCUCCUCCUGUAUCAUUUCAUCUCGAAGAUUGAAUGUGUCAUAGAUAGCUGGGACAGCGUCGAUGGUGAUAUGACUGAUGCGCUCAUGAGUGUCAACGCACAUGCUCGUCUCAUGGCGUGCAGACACAUCGGUUUGUUUACUACUGCCAUCGAGCCCGGGCCAUCAAGGUGCUGAGUGUCAUCCGCUCUUUCCUGCGAUGUCAAUUUCCUUCAAGAACGUCAACUGAAGGGAGACAAUACGGGGAAGGCAGUCGCACCGGAGAACCAGUCCGCUUGAGUCAAGCUUGAGUGGCAUUGUAGGCGCUUGGGUUGGUCAUCGUUGAUGACUUAUCUGUAACUCAGAUCAUUGGACUGGCGGUCUAUUGCUCACCUCAGCGAUCGCCGGACCAGCAAGAGAUUGAGCACAAUCUACGUCAGCAUCUUCGCGCGUCUUGUUCAGCGGACCUCAAGCGUUACUGGCAGUGCGAUUUUCGUGCUGCCAGCAUCUUAGGUCCUCUGUUACAUCUUGCAGAUGUCUUCCACUCCACUCGUCUUCUCUAUUCCCCCGAAAGCGGGGAACACCUCUGACGCAAGGAACACCUCGCAUCCCCAGGUCAUCGUCCUGCUCCCAUGGUUGGAUGCCAAAGCAUCGCAUCUCAAGUAUUACACGUCGAAAUACGCGUCCCUUUAUCCGAGCGCGACGCAGAUUGUCAUCCAGUCUGACUACAAGGCUCUCAUUGGUGGUACAGCUUUCAACGCUGAACGGCUUGCGCCCGCUGUCGAAAUCUUGACUCAGCUCGGUGUGCUGAGUGCUGCUCCCCCACCCAUCUUAUUCCACGCCAUGUCCGGAGGUGGAGUAGCCCAGGUUCUCCACCUCGCCAUCGCCAUCCGCCGACAGCAUCUCCCAAAUGUCCCGCCCUCGCAUAAAGUGCCCGUCGCCUUCGUCUUCGAUUCAGGACCGAGCACAUACUACGGCUCUGACCUCCGCAACGCCAUGACGAUGACCUACCCACCCGGCGUGCAGAAGGCCGCCGUUUUCAUGACGGCGCAGCUCCUCUGGACUGAUUUGUGUGCUCGCGCUGCCCUGGGUCUGGCUGAACUUCCGCAGGACGUGGUUCUGCCCGGGGUACUCAAUCCAACUUUAUUUCCGUGGACGGAACGUGCGACACCGCGGCUGUAUGUCUUUUCGGAUACCGACGCCAUGUCCUUGGUGCCGGGUGUGCGAGCCCACGUGCAAGAGGCGAGGGAGCGCGGGCUCAAUGUGUCGGUGGAGGAAUUCAAAGGCAGUCGGCAUGUUGGCCAUGCGUUUGCUGACCCGAAGCGAUACUGGGGUGCGGUCCAACGGGUUUGGGACGAAGCAGUGAUCGUGAAAGGUCAAAGCAAGUUGUAAUUGAUUGUAGAUAAAUCAGAUCAGGAGAUUAGAUUCUAUCAACAUGGGAUGCCUCUCAGUACAGGAAGUACUUCGCCGUGUACCUGACCGAGAUGUUGGCUGAACCAGGAGUGCACUAGGAAUAUCAACACGUUAAUCAAUGCCAUUCAAGUCUGGAGAAGCCUCUGAAAGCUCACGGAAGUGGGAGGUUGGCCACCAAC
This is a messenger RNA of Mycena citricolor, 2305 nucleotides long. The record is from the annotation of a GenBank genome assembly. NCBI's taxonomy places the organism in Eukaryota, Fungi, Basidiomycota, Agaricomycetes, Agaricales, Mycenaceae.